AUGAAGUUAUGGGACGUUCUGGCCACGUGUUUCUUGCUGCUGAGCACCGCCUCCACGAACCCGCUGUCCCGAAAUCUUCAGUCCGCACAAACCUCCAGCUUCCCGGGGCAGCUCGGUGAUGUUCCGUCGCUACCACUGGAUAAACCCGAGUCUGAGCCGGAAUCCAACUCCGCAGCUGAAUCCGUCACUCUGCAAGAAUCCUCAACAGAAGAGCACUACGAAACCAACGGGCCGUUCCCGGAGGAGUACGAGGAGGUGAUGGAGCUCAUCCAGGCCACCAUUCGGAGGCUGCGCAGGUCCCCCGAGAAGGGCGGCGGCGGGCGGGGCAGGAGGGGGCGGGACCGACAGAGGUCCCCAGCCAAUCGGGGAGGCAGGGAGGACAAGAAGGGGCGGGGCCGCAGGAAAAGGGGGGGGCGGGGCCGGAACCGCGGCUGCGUGCUCAAGCAGGUCCACCUGAAUGUGACGGACCUGGGUCUGGGGUACCGGACCAAAGAGGAGAUGAUCUUCAGGUACUGCAGUGGGCCCUGCGUGAACUCGGAGACCAACUACGACAAGAUACUGAACAACCUGACGCACAACAAGAAGCUGGAGCAGGACCCCCCCCCGGCCCGGGCCUGCUGCCGCCCCACCGCCUUCGACGACGACCUCUCCUUCCUGGACGACAGUUUGACGGAGUAUCACACCCUGAAGAGGCAUUCCGCCAAGCGGUGCGGCUGCGUGUGACUUCCUGUCCGGCAGGACGUGAAAGAGAUGGGCGGGCAGAGAGGGGGGGGGGUGGGGACGGGGGAACAUGCGGCGGAGCGGGGAACGCACUCCCCCAGCCCCAAACGGCUCGCUGUGAGGGGGGGGGGAGGAGUCACUGACCCCCCCACCACCACCACCACCGAGGAACAGGACCAAGGCCGAGACGCCCGCUCGGAGAGUCACGGGGUCACAAAGGAUGAACGACGAGGGGGGGGGGGGGAGGGGGGGCGCCCCCCUUUCUUAGCCCCGACGCGACAGAAACGAGACUUUGCUCACGAACGGCGCGUAACUGCUUUACUGGGGGUCGCGCAGUAAUUCCUUACCCUGUCCCCUCUCCCGAAGGUCAGUUUACCUCCUUUCCGUCGAGAGGGUUGCUCUUUCUCAAGUCCCGCAGUGAACUUUUCCAAAACCUCCUUGUUUACCGACAAAUGUUUCCUCACGCUCAGUAGAAAUACCGUGCCGACAGCGCGUCCUGCAAGCAAGACCGUAAAAUCAACAGACGUUCUAUUUACUGUUACACGGAAGGUCACGCCAGCUCCCUGCACAUUUGGAGUUGGCGAUGCUGGGCUCUUCGGGAAAGGAAUUGUGGGAUUGCGGAGGUUCCUCAGUUGCUCUUCACUCAGGUCCUGAGGAUGGGGGGGAGGCCUGGGUUUUGCAAACGCUUCCUGGUCUUUAAAUUCAGCUGCUCCAGAUACAAGUAUUUAAGUCCGGCCAGGUACAGCCCACUGUCGCUGCUUGUAAAUGAUCGCAAAGUUUACAAAUGUUUUCCGAAAGAAAGCUUGGCUCACUUCACGAAUGACUCCCAAAAGGCCAAUACACGGACUCUGGUGCAAAUGCAUCUAUUCAGAUUCCUAAAUGCAUAAAAUAUAUAUAAAAAAGAUAUUUAUUAAGGUUUAAUUAACUUAUUGUUAUUUAUUGCAGUCCAUUUCAUGAAAAUAUGUUCUUUUUUCCUAUUUAUUUGAUUAUUUCUUUUCUUUUCUUAACAGUGCCAAACAGGAAAAUAUGUUAAAAAGAAAAAGCAUGUUGAAGAGUAAUUAGGUUGAUGCUGGAAACAUGACUCCUGGUGGAGAAAGACAGCCCCAAUCUCCAAACGUUACUCUUUUAUACUACGUUGUCUCCACCUGUUCAACUGUGUAUUUGAGUUUCUACUUUGUUUGAUCUGUUAUUAACGUUAUUGGCCCAUUGUCACUGUCCACUCAAGUAAAUAAGAGAGGUGUCGGAGUAACUGUGACAAUCAUCAUCCUCUGUUUGAGAUACAAAUAUUUAAUCUGCAAUUUGUCCAUUCCUGUUUCACUUUUGUUAAUCCAUAAAAUAGGAAUGUCAAUGUUAAAACUAAUAUUAUAAUUGUUCCUUAUUUUAUGACUAAAUGCAAAUAUACCCACUAUCGUACCCUUUCGGGGACAGUUUAAUUGAUCAUUGUUCGCACGUUACGGGAUUCAUGUAUGACACAGAUGCACCCGGUGGCUUUGUCAGGACGGAUGUGGGAUUUGUUCCGAGACAGCUGCGUUUCCACAGGAAGCGAUGUGUUACAGAAGAUGAAAUCAGACUCUUACAUAUUUCACGAUUUGAAUCGUGUGGCAGUGAAAGCGGUUUUCAUUCAGCGCGUUUAUGAGCCGUGCUGAAUCCAGCACGGGGGGGGGGGGGAGUCAGACGAGGUGUCAGCUGCAGGUGAUUUAUUUUCGGGGCAGGAGGAGGAGGAGGACUUGGCCCCGCGUCUCGCCCAGCGUUAGAGACGGGACAGGACAGCUCUGUCUGUCGAGUCGCGCGGAAGAGCGCGAGUGAAAUGGUUUCCUCCGCGUGCACCCGAGGAGCGAUGGGAAGGGAACAUGGCGGAGUCUGGUGUUCGUCAGACGGUCUGUUCACUUACGUGUCCCCCUCGCUCCCCCUAUACCCGUGGCCCCCCGCUGCCCCGCCCCCCCCAUCCUCUCGGGCUGGGAAGGCUUUUAAACAAUCCCUGUACCGACCACCUCCACCCCCCACCCCCCAUCCUUUCGCCUGGGGAGGCUUUAAGACACCCUAACACCACCCCCCUGCCCCACCCCUGGAUUUUGUCGUUCUACGGAGUGACUUCCUGGCCAAUAAGAGGCUACCACUCGCUGAGCCAGGUGUAGGGAAACAAGCAAACGAGCAGCUUAAACGCCUCAUACCGACCAAGCAUUCCGGUUUACAGCCAGUCUCCUCCUGUCCUCCCUCUCGCGUCCAAACAAACUUUCCUUUCUGUAUAAUCUAAACGGAAUCCUGUGUCCUGGUAUCUUAGAUACCUGCACUGACAAACAGACACGCAACGCACAUCGGACUAGAGUACAAAUUAAAAGGGGAGGAAAAAAAGAGAAAAUGCCAGGAAGAGCUAUUAUUCAAUUAUACAUUUAAGGCAAAUUAACUGAAUGAUUAUAUUGUCAUUCAGUAUCUUGAAGUUAGAUUUUACACUAUUGUGUUUAAGUAAAGGUUACUAGAUACAUUUGCCUUCAUCAGACCACAAAAACGUUCUCUCAGAAUCCUGUUUUUAUUUUGAAGAGGUAUGAAGCGUAAUCAAGACAGGAAAAUGUGCUCAUUUACAAGAGGCCAUAGUCCUUUAUUUACAAACCGACAUAGAGGGUGAAGGACUAGUUUUUUUUCAGUCCAGGUAUCCUGGAACAUUCUUUUAGCUAUGCAGUAUUAAAACAAAAAAAGGUCAGUUUAUUUAAAUUUCCAGUACCAAUGACAAAGCCAUGAAAUACAUUUGAAAGUAUGAAAUUCAGAUUUUCUGGAUGUGUACCCUUGUCCAAACUCCGAACUCCCGACCCUUCUACACCCUGAGGGGUCACAUGGCCUGAAAUGUUAACCUGUUUUCGAUGUUGUAGGUUUUGUGUUGUGAUUCUCUCCGCUGCCUGUGCUGUUCUGUCAUCGUCGUUGAAGUGUUUGGGUUUCCAUGACAAUUAUUAAUUGAUAAGCUAUGAAAAACAAACAAAAAAAAAAGAGUGGAAAGGUAUAAAGUUUUGAUCUCUGGUGGAUAGCGGACGGAAGGCACUGUGUUGUGUUCAAAACCAGCAGUUUUAAAGUGAACUUUCCGUGAAAAAAGGCUCAAUGUCCUCCUCAUUUGUGUUACUGAACCAAAGUUCUCUUUACAGACUUUAUUUUUGUACAAUAUUCAUUUUAUAACUUUUUACAAGAUUAAACGUGUUUCUAUCACUUUCAA
Anguilla rostrata (American eel) is the source of this 3919-nucleotide messenger RNA. Its product is annotated as glial cell line-derived neurotrophic factor-like. Gene Ontology annotation, biological process: negative regulation of neuron apoptotic process; positive regulation of branching involved in ureteric bud morphogenesis; peripheral nervous system development. The record is from RefSeq and is a predicted model, not a curated record. Lineage: Eukaryota; Metazoa; Chordata; Actinopteri; Anguilliformes; Anguillidae. Gene Ontology annotation, molecular function: glial cell-derived neurotrophic factor receptor binding; growth factor activity; receptor tyrosine kinase binding.